GACGCUGGACAGCAGCUAAGCUCUUAGCUGGAAGUGCCCGGCUCGGGAGGAACCGGGAAGUUUGGAGCGACCGCCCACCCACCGGCCGGCCGGCUCCGGGUGGCCCUGGGAGCCCGCAUCCCCGCGCUUAGGAGUCGGCGCUGCUGCAAGGGACCUCAACAAUACAGCAAGAGAGCUGCUAAAUGUUUAACCUUGUCAAGUGGAGAGAAGGCUGGACUUAGUAGCAAGAAGACUCAGUUUCUGAUCAAGAUGUCUGAGAUCGCCAAAGACAAGGCUUUUCGGUUACUGAAGAAAAGAGGCAGUAUGUCAUCAGUGAACAGCCCUGACAUCAAGAUGAAGGAGAUCUAUGGAAGAGCCAAAGAUUCAAUGAGUACUGUGUCUUACAUGGAUGAGCCCAGCCACCGGGAUGAUGCUUCCCACUUGGCAGUUCAGAUGGAGAACACCUAUCAGCUGGGUCCUAGCAAAUGUUUUCCUGUGGAUGCUGUCAAACACAUUUUGAAGGAUGUACUAACUAAUUAUCUACAAGAAGAAAAAUAUGAACCUGAAUUGUGUAGACAGAUGACUAAAACAAUAGCUGAGGUUGUUAAAGCCAGAGUAAAAGAUCUCAUGAUUCCAAGGUACAAACUCAUCGUGAUUAUCCACAUUGGACAAUUGAAUAAUCAGAGCCUACACAUCGGGAGCCGAUGUCUCUGGGAUGAAGCAAAUGACACCUUUGCCUCCUUCACCUUCAGAAACACCUCUCUGUUUGCUCUAGCCACUGUCUAUGCUAUUUAUCUCGAAUGACUGAAAGAGAUCUCUUCAUGAAUGAAGAACAGACUUCAAGUGGCCCUUUUCAAUGAAGAGAUAUAUGCAUGCUUUGGGUCUAUACAGCCUUCCAUUCCAUUCAGCAAACAUUUAUUGAGCACUGACUGUGUGCUUCUUUGAUCCUGGAUUAAGAUCUUUGGGUACAACAAUCUCCAAAAAGUAGAACUGUAAUAUUGUGCCCAGAACAAUGAAAAGACACCCAUGGGCACAGGCAGUAGCACAUAACCAACAAGGAACUCCAACGUAAGACCCCAUCCAGUAUGAAGAGAAGAUGGGCUGGUCACACAGUGAUGGCUAGAGGCCUUCCCCAGGAAUUCUUAUGAUGCCAGAAGAAACUGAAAAUGGCCUCUAGGACUUAGCUUGAUCUUACUGUGAUGGACUUAUGGGAGGAUAUGGAAUGAGAGUUGCAAUCUGCAUCAUGAGAGGAAAUAGCCACAUUAAUGAGAUCACCAAUUCCACUGGACUUUGGACUCUGUGCUAGGCAUUGAUACAAAGCACCCAGCCUGCCCCCCCAAAAAAUACCUUUCCUCAAAAAGCUUGCAUUUGGGGAAGAGGGAAGCUGAGAAAUAAUAAUAACAGAAGAACUGUUAUUUACAUAGUGCUUUAGAAAUAGAUCUCAUUUGGUGCUCACGACAAAACCCUAGGAUGUAGGUGCUAUUAUUAUUACCAUUUUACAGUUGAAGAAACUGAAGCAGAUACGGAUUCAAUGACUUUCCCAGGUUCACAGAGCUAGCUAGUGUCUGAGGCCAGAUUUUAAACUCAGGUCCUCCCAUCUCCAGGUCAAUGUUCUAUGGGUUUUUAAAUUAAUAUUCAAUAACUAAGUAUUAUAUUUUAAAGUUUUAUUAAUAAUAACUAAAAUAAAAGAACUAACUAACUCAGCUUGGAUGGCAUGGAAAGAAAGAGGAAAGAGCUACAGAACUUAUAAAACAAUAAUGUGACCACACAAACAUGGAGGCGCAGGAAAGAUUAAAGAGAAUUUUGGGAAAUACAAAGGGAUUUCUGGGGGAUGAAGUCCAAAGGUUCACAAUCUCCAUUUGUAUAAUUCGUAUUUCAAAUAGAUCUCAGAAUCCCUAGCUUCUUCCUCCAACAGGGAAUCUUUCCCAGUUCCCCUAGAUGUUAAUGCUUUCUCUCUUGUAUUGAUUUAUAUGUUUAGAUAUCAUAUCUCCCCAAUAAAAGAAUUCUUUAUCCU
Monodelphis domestica (gray short-tailed opossum) is the source of this 1993-nucleotide messenger RNA. RefSeq names its product dynein light chain Tctex-type family member 5 (gene DYNLT5). Gene Ontology annotation, biological process: microtubule-based movement. NCBI's taxonomy places the organism in Eukaryota, Metazoa, Chordata, Mammalia, Didelphimorphia, Didelphidae. Gene Ontology annotation, cellular component: cytoplasmic dynein complex; cytoplasm. The record is from RefSeq and is a predicted model, not a curated record. Gene Ontology annotation, molecular function: dynein intermediate chain binding.